CUCAUGCUAGCUGACAAAGCUGUUGCUAUGGAGGCAAACAGUCCAGCUCCAGAGAAUGUCAAUGGAAUGCUAAUCUGAUCUAAAUGAGGAGUUCCAGCUGCUGACCAAAGGGAGUCGUAAAAGAGGGAGUAACAAGGGGAAAUAAACAACUCGCAGUAUUCCAGACAAAUUUCCUUGCUGGAUAGUUCUUCAACUUUGUCUAAUGGAAGGGAAAUAUUUUUUGACGUUAUAAUGGAUUUUAAGUGGCAGCAUAAAGCAAACUGGCCCUGUCACAGAAUUUGUGUGUGAGAAUUAAUACAGUUUAUUACAUAUAAUAUGACAACUUCUCACAUGAAUGGACACGUAACAGAGGAUUCUGAUGGUGAAGCAAAAAAUGUGGAUCUUACAUCUUCUGAGGAGUCACAGAAGCACAGAGAGAUGGCUGUUGAUUGUCCUGGGGAUUUGGGCUCCAGGAUGAUGCCAAUACGACGAAGCACACAGCUAGAGCGGAUUCGCCAGCAGCAGGAGGAUAUGAGGCGCAGACGGGAAGAAGAAGGAAAGAAACAAGAACUGGACCUUACUGCUUCAAUGAGGCUUAAGAAACUAGCGCAAAUUCCUCCCAAAACUGGAAUAGAUAAUCCUAUGUUUGACACGGAAGAAGGAGUCAUUCUGGAAAGUCCUCAUUAUACUGUGAAAAUACUAGAAGUGGAAGAACUAUUAGCUUCUCUUAAGCAUAUCCAACACAUUUUGGCAGACCCCCAGAGUCAAGAGGAUAUCACCCUCAUUUUACAACUUGUCCAAAAUACUGAUUUUCAGAAUGCAUUUAAGAUACACAAUGCUGUCACAGUGCACAUGAACAAAGCCAGCCCUCCAUAUCCUCUUAUCUCCAAUGCACAAGAGCUAGCACAAGAGGUACAGAGUGCUUUGAAACCCAGUCACCAGAAGGAUGGACAGGAGCUUAACGCUUUACUGAAUGCCCCUCACAUUCAGGCACUUUUAUUGGCUCAUGAUAAGGUUGCAGAGCAGGAAAUGCAGCCAGAGCCAGUGACAGAGGAAAAGAUUUAUGAGAAUGUUGGCCUGUAUGGAGGAGAGACUGUUAAAAUAGUUCGAAUUGAAAAAGCUCGAGAUAUUCCACUGGGUGCUACAGUACGCAAUGAAAUGGAUUCUGUUAUCAUUAGUCGAAUAGUGAAAGGAGGUGCUGCAGAGAAGAGUGGCUUGUUACGUGAAGGAGAUGAAGUUCUGCAAAUUAAUGGUAUUGAAAUUCGUGGAAAAGACGUUAAUGAAGUUUUUGAUCUGUUGGCUGACAUGCAUGGCACUCUGACAUUUGUGCUGAUUCCCAGUCAACAGAGCAAGCCGCCUCCUGCUAAGGAAACAGUUAUACAUGUGAAAGCACAUUUUGAUUAUGAUCCUUCUGAUGACCCGUAUGUCCCUUGCCGAGAAUUAGGCCUGUCUUUUCAAAAGGGAGAUAUACUCCAUGUGAUCAGUCAGGAAGAUCCAAACUGGUGGCAGGCCUACAGAGAUGGAGAUGAAGACAAUCAGCCUUUGGCAGGCCUUAUUCCAGGAAAGAGCUUUCAGCAGCAAAGAGAAGCAAUGAAGCAAACUAUAGAAGAAGACAAGGAGCCAGAAAAACCAGGAAAGCUCUGGUGUGCAAAGAAAAAUAAAAAGAAACGGAAAAAGGUUCUGUACAAUGCCAAUAAAAAUGAUGAUUAUGACAAUGAGGAGAUUUUGACCUAUGAAGAAAUGUCACUGUAUCACCAGCCAGCAAAUAGGAAAAGGCCUAUUGUUCUGAUUGGUCCACAGAAUUGUGGCCAGAAUGAACUGCGCCAGAGAUUAAUGAAUAAUGAAGCAGAUCGUUUUGCAGCUGCAGUUCCUCAUACCACUCGGAGCAGGCGAGAGAACGAAGUAGCUGGCCGUGAUUACCACUUUAUUUCAAGGCAGGCCUUUGAGACUGACAUAGCUGCAGGGAAAUUUAUUGAAUAUGGAGAAUUUGAGAAGAAUCUUUAUGGUACCAGCAUAGAUUCUGUGCGACAAGUAAUCAACUCGGGCAAAAUAUGCCUUUUAAAUCUUCAUACCCAGUCAUUGAAGACCCUACGCAAUUCUGACUUGAAGCCAUAUAUUAUCUUUAUUGCGCCACCUUCACAAGAGCGGCUACGUGCAUUAUUGGCCAAAGAGGGUAAAAAUCCUAAGCCAGAAGAACUGCGAGAGAUCAUAGAGAAGACCAGAGAGAUGGAGCAGAACAAUGGACACUACCUUGACACAGCAAUUGUGAAUUCUGAUCUGGACAAGGCAUAUCAGGAGCUACUUCGACUAAUAAACAAACUUGAUACAGAACCUCAGUGGGUGCCAUCCACCUGGUUACGAUGAAAAUGAACAAUUCCAAGGGAGGAGUGAAUCUCUCUCUGGCAAUCUGUCAGAGUGAGAUUGUGCAGAUUGUAAUAUUAGGUGGCAGUGUGAGCUCUAGACCUCUGUGGUUGCACCCCUUGAUAGUGUAUUUGUGAAGAAACAUCCAUUAGGCAGCUUGCGAAUAGAAAGAUUAACUGAGUGUUUGAGUUUUCUUCUUCUCUUUGGAUUAAAAGUGGAAACUGAAAACAAGCCAGUAAAGUUUCUAGACCUUAAGAUAUCCUUUCUAUAAGCUGCUUUAGACAUAAUAAAUGCACCUAUCUUCUACCUAAAAAUCACCUUACUUUAAAGAGAUUUUAAAUGUGUAUAUAUUCAGUCCAUAUGGUCACAGUUAUAAAUAUUGUUAUUUAACACUUAAGUUAAUUAUCUUGUGGAACACGAUGCAAGUUUGAGCAUAUACCUUUUGGGUAGAGGAAUAAUAUACACAAGAAGCUAUGGUUGUAUUAAUUAGGAAAACCUUCCCUUAAAGAAAUAAAGGUGCCACUUGGGUCUGGAGCCUCCCUGUUAGGCUUGAAUUUUUUUAAACAAAAAAUGACAUUCCACUUUCUAAUAGCACUGUACUUUGAUAAAUGUGUAUAAUGUAAAUAUUUCACCUUCUUUGGUCUUUUUAGUCUAACUUUGUAAAUCACAUUUGACUGCACAUUAACUUUAGGUCCAAUGAAAAUAUACUGAUCUUUUUAGAUGUGAUAUUUUUAUGGAAUUUUUUUCUUUAAAGCAUAUCAAUUGAUUGGAGGGUCUUUCUUCCCCACAGAUCUGUAGAGCUAUUUAGAAGGCAGAGGUUAUAUUUUUAUGAAAAAAUAAUCAUUGUUAUAAAACGCGCUGAUUUAUUUUUUUUCUUUUUUAAUUCUUCCUCAAUGUAAACAGUUCUCAAGUUUCUAACAAAAAGGUUACUGACUAAAUAGGCUGAUGUGAUGAACAUUGGAAGAUUGUCUUCUAUUUUUGUAUGGACAUGGUGGCUCCUUACAGACGUGGGGGAAAAAAAAUGUACUUUCAGCUUGGUGUGCCGCACAGUGCAUGCCCAGAAGAGGCAUUUAUGUUAGUUUGACCAGCUCACCUGUCUAUAUAGAUCAGGCACAUCAGCAGAGCUUUUUGGCACUUGAACCAGCUUCAGAUAAAAGAACCAAAAAGCCCAAAUGAAACUCCUGAUCCAUACAGACGCUGGGGAGCUAAAUUAAACUAGUGCACUUCCUCUUCCAGUAAAGUGUUGUUGGCUUUUAUUAGGAGAGUGGGGGGGGCCACAUCUGUCAGUGGCUGGUAUGUUUUGUUGACUGUUAGUUACUAACUGGAAUUUAAAUUUGCUGAAUGUAGCUGCUGUGUAAUGUAAACCAGUAUUUAAUUGACCAGUAAGUUACUGUUUUGCAUUUGCUCAGUAUUGCAGUAAAACUGAGCGUAAAACACUGGCAACUGACUUAGAAGUCGCAUAGAAGGGGAAUUUAAAAAAAAAUGCUGAAAAAAGGAAGGGAGAGAAAGAACUCAAGGAACAAAAAUGUAACAUAAGGUCUAUGUUCUACCCUGUUCUGCCAACUAAGAUCAGAAUGUUCCUACAUCCUGAAAGAAUUUUCUGACCUGUGAAGAUUUAAGGGCUGCAGCUGUCACAUCUGUAGCAGUGCUGUUUUAAAUAGUGAAACUAAAGAGUAUCUUGUUUUUGCUUUUGGAUCACGUGAACAAACUUGAAUGUGAUUUUUUUUUUUUCUUUCCAUUUUAGGCAUAGCAUUUCCUUGUUCCCUCAGUUAAACACUGGAAUUACAUCAAUAGGUAGCUGAAUUCAACUUAACUUUGAGGAACAAAGUUAGCUGGUUUUUGACAUUGUAUUGUGUAUACUUUUAUUAACAAAUUUUAAUUGAAUAUAUUCAGGCAAAACCCUUGCCUUUUUAUGUUCACAGUUGAAUGAAGAGCUCUAGGGUGCAUAGUGAGCAAGUUAAUGUGAAAAAGUUGUUUCAAGUAACUUUCAUAGUUAGUGGACUAACAUUCUGUAGUGAACAAAUACACGGCAUUUUAUCUUCACUGGCUAGAGACCCCUAGCAAGUCGACUGCCUUAGAGAAGUUAUGUGCUGUUUAAUAGUGUUCUAGAGCUGGGUUAAGAGAAUAGUCUGUAGACAGGCAGCAAAAGGAAACUUUGAAAGAUACUGACAUAAACUUCCUGUCAUAUUAGAGCUGUAUUCAGUGUAACGGUGACUGCCUUGAUGCAAUAUUGCAUGCAGCAUUAUGGCCAUGUUGUCAUACUGUUAAUGUUUAUGAAGGCUGGUGCAUUUUUCUUCCUUUUGGACUAAUAAGCGCUUUAUUUUCUCUCUCGUGUUCCCCUGAAUUUUGUGAGAUGAAAACUUUAUUAGAUAAACAAGUUUCUCAUAGAUAGAUUUACACUUUGUUGCCAGAUGUUCAACUGUACCCACUCUUCAUUUUUGUGUGUGCUCUUGUAGUUCACAAUGAGAUCAAUUUAUGGAAGUCAGAAGUUGGUAGGUCAUAGUACCUAAUACUGGCUUGGUCUCCAGUUGUGGGUAGGCUUAGGCAAUGCUCAGAAGUAAAACAGGCUCUGCAUUUUCCACCAGUUUUAGGGCUGGACCUUGAAUUGCUUUGAAAUGGAGUAAGAAAGCACUUUCUACCAUUUUAUCAUGAAGGAAAAAUGUAUUAAUUCCCUUUGGAGUUAAAGACAGUGGAACACUUCAGCAUUAUCAUAAGCUUGACAGGGGAAGGUAUUUUUUUUUACCAAUCCGGACUUACUGAAAAACGCGUUUUGUUAGCUGAACUGAACAAAAGUAUUAAGGAGUAUGAAUGUAAUUGUGGCUUUUUAAAAUAAGAUGGGGACUUCAUGCCUUAAAAAUUAAGGUAUCACUUAACUGUGGUUAGCCCCAUGUUGUACUUUUAUAUAUGUACCUGCACUCUGUAUUUUCAGACAUCAUGAACUGCACACUGAUGUAAAAAAUGUAAAAUAUUUCUAGAUUUAAAAUAAAUCACUGUACAAUUUUAUCUGAUGCA
This is a messenger RNA of Gavialis gangeticus (Gharial), 5352 nucleotides long. It is a transcript of the gene PALS1, whose product is annotated as membrane palmitoylated protein 5. Gene Ontology annotation, biological process: generation of neurons; establishment or maintenance of epithelial cell apical/basal polarity; establishment or maintenance of polarity of embryonic epithelium. The transcript has 14 exons. Gene Ontology annotation, molecular function: protein binding. Gene Ontology annotation, cellular component: plasma membrane; adherens junction. NCBI's taxonomy places the organism in Eukaryota, Metazoa, Chordata, Crocodylia, Gavialidae. The coding region runs from base 316 to 2343 and encodes 675 amino acids. The record is from RefSeq and is a predicted model, not a curated record.